AUGCCAAGAACACUGAAAGGUCUCGUUAGUCGGCAUAAAAGGCGUUUCCAACAAGAUGGAUUUGAUUUGGACUUAAGUUAUAUAUCAAGUAGAAUUAUCGCAAUGGGAUUUCCGGCCGCGAAAUUUGAAGGUGUUUAUCGCAACCAUAUUGACGACGUUGUUCGUUUCUUGCAAACAAGGCAUGCUAAUCAUUAUAAAAUCUACCAUUUAUGUGAUGAACGAGAUUUUAAUGUUUAUCGUUUUGAUGGUCCUGUAGCAAAAUAUCCAUUCUCUGACCAUAAUGCACCACAAUUUGAACAGAUUAUUGCCUUAUGUGAAGAUGUGAAUGAAUUUCUUAGUAAAGAUCCUAAAAAUGUUGUUGCGAUCAAUUGUAAAGCUGGAAAGGGAAGAACAGGUGUUAUGGUUUGUGCUUGUCUACUUCGGUUGAAUGAUGUUAUAGACGCUGAUGCGUCGUUGAAAUUCUACGCCGAACAAAGAACUAACAAUGGGAAAGGUGUUACCAUACCUAGUCAAAAACGAUAUGUUCAUUAUUAUGAUACAUUUCUUAAGAAUCACCAUGUAUAUCAUACAACUCCAUUAUUUUUAACAGCUGUUAGUAUUUGUGGAUUACAAUUUAUAUCAGGACUUGUAUUAGAUGUCCACUUUUAUAUGUUUAAUUCUUCUCAUAUAUUUGGAUCAGCUUGUGAACAGUCAUUUGUAAAAUCGUCUACUCAGCAUUCACCUUUACAAUUAAAUAAAAUUGAUGCUUCACCGGAAUUAGAAAGAAAUAAUAAUAGUACUAAUGCUAAUAAUAAUAAUAAUAGUGCAAUCCAUCAAAAUUAUGCCACUUUUCGAUCACCAACCACUGAACCAUAUAUCCCGUCAUCUUUUAUGUAUUCAGUUGCAUCGUUAUCCUCAGAACCGAUACACAGUGAUGAAGUAGUUAUUAAACCUGAGAGGAAAAUUCUUCUUUCAGGUGAUGUUCGUGUUAAACUCUACGCUAGACAUCCUAUGUUCAAUAAAAAAAUAUGUCAAUUAUGGUUUAACACAUAUUUUAUAAUUCGUGGGAAAGCAUCUGAGACUGAUUCUGAAUCGAAGGUAACCUUUGAAACUGAUCACUGUACAUGUACUUUCCCAUCAUCAUCAUCAUCGGCAGCAGCAGCAACAAAGGGAGGAAAAGGAAAAUUUGACAAAUCAUUAGCUGGUUAUUCAUUUUUAAAACUAACACCUGAUGAACUAGAUAAACCGUAUAAAGGAAAGUUAAAAUUCCUGACUUCAAAGUGUAAUAUCACGUUUUACUUCACAUGUCCAUAUUGUGUUGAAAAAGAAGAUAAUAGUCGACUGCCUCCAAAUUCUCAUAUAAAAUCUACAAAACUAGAUUUACCGAUCAAUAAUAGUAAUAAUAAUAAUUUAAUGAAUCAACAAAAAAUCAUUUCACCUACAACUAAACGAACACUUAAUAGUCGGCCUACCUCGCCUUCGUCUCAUGCUUACCUACUUUCACCGUCAUCAUCAUUUAUGAAGUUAAAAAAGAUAACUAAUUCACACGAAGACAAUCAUUUGAAUUCAACGCCUAAAAUACAUAUUGAAAAUGUCAGUAAUAACAGUAGUAACAAAAGUAUAAUAUCUGAACAAAAUGAAUACAUGGGUUCGUGUAGGUCGAGACAUCAUCUACCUCCUCCUCAUCAUCACCAUCAUCAACAUCAUCGAGAUAUUAGUUCUGAAGACGAAGAGGAUGACAGUGAAGCGGAAGUGGACGAUGACGAAGAAGAAGGACAAGACAGUGAUGUUGAUGCCUACAUUAAAAACGAAAUCUCCCCGCCUAUGACGUUUUCUUUACCUCGAAGUAUAAACAGUUCACCGUGUUUAUGUUUUCCUAUUGGAAAUCUUUCUUUAGAACAUGAAAAAACACGAGAGUUGCAUAUUCCGUCUGGAUUGAAUCAAUCUACGCCUUCUCCCAUUACUAUUCCAGCUAAUAACACCACUAUUUUUAAUAAUAAUAAAGUAAUGAUGAACGCUAAUAUAGUUGAAGAGAAAAAUAAAUCAGGAGCAUCUGUUGUACAUUAUUUUGUUAAACAUCAUCCACAAGUGAGACGUCGAACGUCCGAUGCCAAUUUAAAUUACCAACCAUUUAGUUAGGAUAGAAUGCAGACACUCAUCAAAUUUUUGUACAGAAAGAAAAUAUCAGAAUUGUUCACUAAUCUGUGAUGUAUAUUAUUAUUUUUUCCUUCCUUACUUUUCUUUAUUAAUUUGCCUCAGACGUAACACAUCCAUUUUUUGUAUAUGUGCACUUAUGACCCAGUAUAAGUGGUUCAAUGUUCCAUAGCAUCAAAACUGGGAAUAUAUGUAUAGAUACGUUUUUAAUAUGAAUAGACAGACUUUAUUUUCCAGAAUAAUUUAAUAAUUAUCAUACACUUCAAUUGUGACUUGUAAAUAUGCUUUGAUUUUGGUUUCUGUUUUUUGUGUAUAUUUGUGAAUAAAAACAAAUUUUAUUUCGCAUAGUCUUUACUACUUAAAUCCAAUUAAGUAUAUUCAUAAAUAUCUUGGAAUUCUCAAAAGAAUGGACACGGAACAAAGAGUACUCUUUUCGAUGAAAUCAUGAUCAGGUUCUACAAUUAUAUAUACAUUAUAAUGAAUGAGU
Molecule: messenger RNA, 2620 nt
Organism: Trichobilharzia szidati
Lineage: Eukaryota; Metazoa; Platyhelminthes; Trematoda; Strigeidida; Schistosomatidae
Source: the annotation of a GenBank genome assembly